UUUAAUUUGUCAAAAUUUGUUUGGGAUAGUGAAGAAAAUUCGGAAUUGAAAUGUGAAAUUCAAGAAGCAAAACCAAAAUUAAAAUAUUGGCUCUACAGGGAAAAUAGUCGACAUUAUCAUGUUUUUGAGCCAAUUGAAACAGUUUUGAAAAAUUUCAACUGGGAGAGAACAGAAGUUGAUUCAUCGACAUCUGCAACCAUUCACUACGAUUGGGACUUACUUUGGGCUUUCGAAUAUAUUAGACAAAUCCCACUUAAUUACUCAAAGUUGAAGCAUUAUCAAAGAAUCAAUCACAUCCCAGGAAACGUUCAUCUUGUAUUGAAAAGCUACAUGGCGACAAAUACUGAUUUGAAAUACGUUCCGAAAGCUUUCACAGAUAUCGAAGAGUUGACAGAAUAUGCGAAUAAACAUCCAGAGAAAAGAUUUGUUGAGAAAUUCAAAGCAAAUCGUGGAGUGUCCUUAAAAAAAGUUAGCGAAAUGAAUUUAACAGACACAAACAAUAUUUAUGAAGAUUAUUUCGCUCAAGAAUAUGUUGAAGAUCCUUUUCUCAUAAAUGGUCAUAAAUUUGAUUUAAACAUAUUUGUGGUGAUAACAUCAGUGGACCCAUUGAGAGUUUAUUAUUAUGGAAAAACUUAUCAUUUGAGAUUUUGUAGCAAACCAUACGAUCCGAAUAACUUCGAUGACGUAGACACCUAUGCUAUCUCUGACAGUCACAUUCCAGGCAUUCAGUUUCCAUUUGUCGAAACAUUAAUUAAUAAUUCUUAUUCAGCAAAAGAUGCAGUUCACACGUAUUUAAAAGGCAAAGGUUUGGAUCCUCAAAUUGUUGAUGAUCAGAUAGAAGAUUGCAUAAGAAAAAUCAUUCUAAUGAAGGAACCAAAAUUCAUUCAAGCGAUUAAAGCUACGUCUGGAGCUCAUGGAAAAAAUCACUUUUUCGAAUUUGUUCGAUUUGAUUUUAUUCUCGAUUCAAAACUUCAAUUGUAUUUAAUGGAAGUCAAUAUGAGUCCUAAUUUAAUACCCUACAAGUCAGUAGGUUACAAAACAAUUUUUGACAACGUUGCAUUUAAUGUUCUUUCACUUGUGGGCUUUGAAGGCAGCUUGAAUGGUUCACGUGUUAGAAAUGUGUUGAAUGAUGAUUUGUUUUGUCAAAAAGAUUGUUUAACAGUUCUUCCAGAAAUGUGCUUAAAGAAACCAUGUAAUGAGUCAUGUGAUAACUCAGAAUGCGAUUUGUGUUUUAAUUGCAUGGAUGAGUUCAUAAUUGAAGAUUUAAAAUUGGCAUAUUAUGAACACAUGAGAAUUGGAGACUUUGUUCGUGUCAUUCCACCUUCAAACGAAAGCAUGAUGAGUGACAGAAGCUACUUCACUGGAUUAUCUUAUAAAAAUGAUCUUUACGCUAGAUGGUGCCUCGAAAUGUGCAAAACUUUUAAUUUGUCAAAAUUUAUUUGGGAUAGUGAAGAAAAUUCGGAAUUGAAAUGUGAAAUUCAAGAAGCAAGACCAAAGUUAAAAUAUUGGCUCUACAGGAAAAAUAGUCGACAUUAUCAUGUUUUUAAGACAAUUGAAACAGUUUUGAAAAAUUUCAACUGGGAGAGAACAGAAGUUGAUUCAUCGACAUCUGCAACCAUUCACUACGAUUGGGAUUUACUUUGGGCUUUCGAACACAGUGGAUCAAUCCCACUUAAUUACUCAAAGUUGAAGCAUUAUCAAAGAAUCAAUCACAUCCCAGGAAACGUUCAUCUUGAAAGCAUGAUGAGAGACAGAAGCUACUUCACUGGAUUAUCUUAUAAAAACGAUCUUUACGCUAGAUGGUGCCUCGAAAUGUGCAAAAGUAACAGACAUUUCAGU
This is a messenger RNA of Clunio marinus, 1839 nucleotides long. The record is from the annotation of a GenBank genome assembly. NCBI's taxonomy places the organism in Eukaryota, Metazoa, Arthropoda, Insecta, Diptera, Chironomidae.